ACGAAAACCUGGUACCUUUGUGAAUCUAGUCUUGUUUGACUGAGACGGUUGGCUUUUCCUUCCUCCCCAAUUUUCACAAUGGGUGACGCCACGAAAGGAGCCACUCUCUUCAAGCAGAGAUGCGCCCAGUGCCACACCGUUGAGGCCGGCGGCAAACACAAGACUGGCCCCAACCUGCACGGCAUUAUGGGCCGCAAGACUGGCCAGGCGAAGGGUUACUCAUACACUCAGGCCAACCAGUCCAAGGGUAUCACAUGGAGUGACGAGACACUGUUUGUGUACCUCGAGAACCCCAAGAAGUACAUUCCAGGAACUAAGAUGGUGUUCGCUGGUCUCAAGAAGAAGAGCGAGCGCAAGGAUCUGAUUGCAUACAUCAAGGAAUCUACCGCCUAAUUAUUUAUCAUCCACCAUCUGUCUAUCUGCCUUCAUCUUCAAGUCGGUUGCACGCUUCGGCGCGUUUGAAAACCUAGCAGGGUCGCUUUUCCACACCUGCUAAUAUAUUUGGAAUUUAUACGAAAAUUUAGUAUUCUCUGACUUUGUUGUCUGGCUGUGUCUAGCAAACCAUUGUUGCUGGAUUGUGAGUUUAUUUGCUGUUUGUUUCUCUCGCAACAGCCAAACUCGUUCCAUUGCGCAUCCGAAAGCAUUGUCAAUGAUCACCUAGCAAUUCAACCAGUCGAGUCUUCACUGGGCAGCUAGAACCUGCUGGCAAACAUUCUCAGCAUCGCCCCAAGUAGGCUGAUCGCCGAAUGCAGUGGGUUUUACUCAAUUUCAUUCUGGUGCUGUUCUCCGGUCGUGUGGCGUUGCUCUUCGGUGUCUCUGGUGGCUGGUUCCUUUCUCUGUGAGGCAUAGCAAUCACACAAAUUCCAUGCUGCAAG
This is a messenger RNA of Sycon ciliatum, 875 nucleotides long. RefSeq names its product cytochrome c-like. Gene Ontology annotation, molecular function: heme binding; electron transfer activity. Gene Ontology annotation, biological process: mitochondrial electron transport, cytochrome c to oxygen; mitochondrial electron transport, ubiquinol to cytochrome c. The transcript has 5 exons. The record is from RefSeq and is a predicted model, not a curated record. Lineage: Eukaryota; Metazoa; Porifera; Calcarea; Leucosolenida; Sycettidae. Gene Ontology annotation, cellular component: mitochondrial intermembrane space. Bases 79 to 393 code for a protein of 104 amino acids.